Molecule: messenger RNA, 158 nt
Organism: Geodia barretti
Lineage: Eukaryota; Metazoa; Porifera; Demospongiae; Tetractinellida; Geodiidae
Source: the annotation of a GenBank genome assembly
AUGAAAUGGAGUAGACAGCAACCAACUGUGGGACUUAGCCUAGUAAAAAUCAAUAUUACACCAUUCUUAGAGUGUGAAAGAAGGAGGAAAGAGAGUAGCUACUGAUAAGGUCUGAAAACCCAAUCCUUUUCAGGCAUACCUGAAAAAACAGAAGUGGG